UUAGAGACCAUCCUGUCCAACCCCUUCAUUAGACAGAUAAAAUGCAUCCUCAGUUAAACAUUAUCUAGUGUUAACUCAACUCCCCAUCCCCCACUGCCAAGGAUGGAGGAAGGAGCAGGAUACAUUUCAGUUUAUUCCAGGGGUAGGAGGAAUUACAGUGCUCAACUAUAACAUGGGGUCAGACCCAGGAAAAAGGAGCACCUCAGAGAAUGCCUUUUGCCCCCUUGAAGGCCACUGAAAAUAUUGGUGGACAGAAGUUGAUGAAGUGUGUUGGAGAUCCAGUUGCAUGGUUGGGCCCUGGAAAUGGGAUGUCAAUCCUAUUCGGGGAGCAUAAAGAAAGAAAGAGAAUCUCCUAGCUGCUGCUGUGACAGUAAGUGAGAUAGAGACUUCAGAAAAUGUCGACGGUAACAUCAGCGAUUCCGGCUCCUCAGGGCCCUGUGAAUCCGCCCCCCCCAGAAGUCACCAACCCCAACAAGCCUGGGAGGAAGACCAAUCAGCUGCAGUACAUGCAGAAUGUUGUGGUGAAAACUUUGUGGAAGCACCAGUUUGCUUGGCCCUUCUAUCAACCAGUAGAUGCAAUUAAAUUGAAUUUACCUGAUUAUCAUAAAAUAAUUAAAAAUCCAAUGGACAUGGGGACUAUUAAGAAGAGACUGGAAAACAAUUAUUAUUGGAGUGCGAGUGAAUGUAUGCAGGAUUUCAACACAAUGUUUACAAAUUGUUAUAUUUAUAACAAGCCCACAGAUGAUAUAGUCCUCAUGGCCCAAGCCCUAGAGAAAAUAUUUCUUCAGAAGGUAGCCCAGAUGCCCCAAGAGGAAGUGGAAUUAUUACCACCAGCUCCUAAGGGCAAAGGUCGAAAACCAGCAGCAGGAGCACAGAGUGCAGGAGCACAGCAAGCGGCAGCCAUGUCCUCUGUUUCCCCACCGACUCCCUUUCAGAAUGUCCCUCCUGCUGUCUCCCAGACACCAGUGAUAGCAGCAACUCCAGUGCCAACCAUCACUGCAAAUGUCCCAUCUGUCACGGUCCCUCCCACUGUGGCCCCACCUCCUCCUGCCACUCCUAUCAUGCCCGUGGUUCCACCAACACCACCCGUAGUGAAGAAAAAGGGAGUGAAGAGAAAAGCAGAUACGACCACGCCGACAACCUCAGCAAUCACCGCCAGCCGGAGUGAGUCGCCCACCCCGCUGUCAGACCCCAAACAGGCCAAGGUGGUCGCCCGACGAGAGAGCGGAGGCCGACCCAUUAAACCACCAAAGAAAGAUCUGGAAGAUGGGGAGGUCCCCCAGCACGCGGGGAAGAAGGGCAAACUCUCUGAGCACCUCAAGUACUGUGACAGCAUCCUCAAAGAGAUGCUUUCUAAGAAACAUGCUGCCUACGCCUGGCCGUUUUACAAGCCUGUGGAUGCAGAGGCUUUGGAACUCCAUGAUUAUCACGAUAUUAUCAAACACCCCAUGGAUCUCAGUACUGUUAAAAAGAAAAUGGACAGCCGAGAGUACCAGGAUGCACAAGGCUUUGCAGCCGACAUACGGUUAAUGUUCUCGAAUUGCUACAAGUACAAUCCUCCGGACCAUGAGGUGGUAGCCAUGGCCAGGAAACUUCAGGACGUGUUUGAGAUGAGGUUUGCAAAAAUGCCUGAUGAACCUGUGGAGGCCCCCCCUCCAGUACCCCCAGCUGCACCUGUUGUCAGUAAAAGCACGGAGAGCAGCCAUAGCAGUGAGGAGAGUUCGUCUGACUCGGACAGCUCAGAUUCUGAAGAAGAACGAGCCACUAGACUGGCAGAACUCCAGGAACAGCUGAAGGCAGUGCAUGAGCAGCUAGCUGCUCUGUCACAGGCUCCCGUGAAUAAACCAAAGAAAAAAAAAGAGAAAAAAGAGAAAGAGAAGAAAAAGAAGGACAAAGAGAAAGAGAAGGAGAAAGAGAAGCACAAAGUGAAGGCCGAGGAGGAGAAAAAAACAAAGGUGGCUCAGCCGACCAAACAAACCCAGCAGAAGAAAGCACCAGCUAAAAAGGCCAACAGUACAACGACAGCAAGCAGGCAACCUAAGAAAGGUGGAAAGCAGGCAUCUGCCUCUUACGACUCAGAUGAAGAGGAAGAGGGUUUGCCGAUGACCUAUGAUGAAAAGCGGCAGCUCAGCCUAGACAUCAACCGGCUGCCCGGGGAGAAACUGGGCCGGGUGGUCCAUAUCAUUCAGUCCCGGGAGCCUUCCCUCAGGGACUCCAAUCCUGAUGAGAUAGAAAUUGAUUUUGAAACUCUGAAACCCACCACUUUGCGAGAACUGGAGAGAUAUGUCAAGUCAUGUUUACAGAAAAAACAAAGAAAACCAUUUUCUGCAACUGGGAAAAAACAAGCAGCAAAAUCUAAAGAAGAGUUAGCUCAGGAAAAGAAGAAAGAGUUAGAAAAGAGACUACAGGAUGUGAGUGGGCAGCUAAAUAACAACAAGAAACCUGCUAAAAAAGAAAAAUCUGGUUCUGCUCCCUCUGGAGGUCCAUCCCGUCUUAGCAGCAGCAGCUCCUCAGAAUCUGGAAGCAGCAGUUCAAGUGGAUCCAGCUCUGACAGCAGUGACUCAGAAUAAACUCUGGACUUUUAAAAAGAAAAAAUGGACAUCGCACACAACAAUAACCCUGCAGUGUUCCCUUCUAUGGUUAAUAUACUACUUUUGUUCCAUGGUGUGCAGGUUUUCUUUUUUGAUUCAGUGUUAUAAAUGAUAUCUUCCAAUUUUUGCUUUAAUAGGUCAAGGAUCUUUUUUUGUGUGUGUGUAUUAGACUUUAUGAAAAAGAAGUUAACUCUGCAUAAAGUCUUUUUAAUCUUGUCUGAAGCUGAUUGCUUGGAGAUAGCAAGAACUUCAUACUAAUGAUAUAUACCCAUAGAAAAAUCUUCAAGAUGUGGUCUAAAAGUUCUUGCAAAAAUCCUUUUUCUUACACCCAACCUGGUCUUCAACCCCAGAAGGAAUUUUUAAGGAAACUUCUGUAAAACGGUACUGUAUCUAAAAGAUGUUAGCUUUGGAAAUAGUCGUUGUAUUUGUUAUUAGCACUAGUAUUCUUAACCUCAAGUCUACAGUGUGAUGAAAAUAUCCAAUGCUAUCAUCUUUUUUUUUUCCCCCAUAAGCACGCUCAUGCGGUGGAUGAUGACAAUGUACCUGUUUUGUGAGAACCAGGGCUGGGUUUAAUCAAAAGGGAGAGAGCUACAGCUCCAAACCUGAGAAUUGAGCGGGUGUGGGGUGGGAGGAUGGGUAAUGGGGUGUGGAUACUGAAUUUUUCAAUCCUUGUGACUAUGGGAGCUCCUAGGAGGGAACACCACUGCUGUGUCAUGCAGAGUGCAGGUUUCCAAACACUGAAACUUUUACCUCAACACAGAAAAAAAAAAAGAAAAGAAAAAAAGGAGACUUUUUUUGUAAGGCUCAGCAAUUUUCUAUGACAGUCCAGCCUAAUGCAUAACCUGCACUGCUGCAGCGCACUCCAUAACCAUUCUCCCUGAUUUCAUGUAUAUAUAAAUACUUUAUUUAUUAACAUCAUUGGUCGUUUUUAAGAAAAAUAACAACAAAGAAACUGCAUAAAAAUAACAGCAGAAAUGCAGACCUUUUUAAAUGAUUUAAACAAAAGAUAAGACUCUGAGACCCUAUUUAAAUAUGUUGGACUUUUAACCUACAGGUGCUACAGUUUCCUGUUGCCUGUGUUGGUGCUCAAUCAUGUUUAUGUACUCUUCUUCUUCUUCUUCUUCAUCUUCUUCCUCUUCUCCCUACUACUACUACUACUUUUUUUUUGGGUUCUUUCUGUACAGAGUUUAGAGACUUACAGGUAUAGGUAACUUCCAGCUGCAGCACAUUUAAAAAAAUUUUUUUUUUUGGUUAGUUUGUUUUUCCUCUUUUUUUCUUUUUUUGGUAUUUGCCACAGGUCUCUUUGGGGCAGUUUUAAAAUAAAUCAAUUUAGGGAACCCCCAGUUAUAUAAUAUAAACUUUGUAAUCUGAGAAAAAAAAUGUAUAGUAAAUCGAAGUCUUGAUUUUUAACUUUUUAUUGUAAAAAAUAAUAAUAAUAAUAAUAUACAGAGUUUAACAGAAGGUUAUGUUUUGUUUUUGUCUAUCCAGCAGGCUGCCACACAGCCUUUAGCACAGGGAUGCCCCAAUUUGCCCAGGUGAGGGUCAGGUGUUGGCAAUGGGCUAAGAAUGAAAGGGUCAUGCCCAGCUUGUAUAAAAGUGGUAGUCCCUGCCCUCCCCUGGCCUUUGGCAUGAUGAUGUGGCCCCCAGAGGCUCCAAGGUCCAGGCUUCUAGCAAUGGAGGCAAGAAAGUCCUGCACCGUGGAGACCCAGGCCCACUCCAGUGCUUCUCUGUGUUUGGAGGAGGUUGUCCCUGGACCCCUUCACAUGCCUCUUUAGGCCCCACUGUCACUCCCUGCUCCAGUGUUUUCACUUUAGCGCAAAAGUUACUGUAUCAAAGCCUAAUUUUCACUUAGCUUCAUGUAAUAAAAUCAGUGAAUUGAGUAUCAGAUGGGAACUGAUGUAUGCCAUUCAGUGGUUGGACUAUUUUUUCAUGGAUCUCUAGGUUAUAUCCACCAGCAUUUCAGUGGAAUCUUCAUAUGAUAUACUAAUUUAGUAAGGAAAACUUAAAAAAAAUCUCCUCUGACUCUCUCAUCUACCCUUAAGUUUUGUCAUACUGUGAUGAGGAAAUGGAUGAAGGAAUAUUGGUUGCUAACUACUGGGUUUUUGGUUUGUUUUGAUGAUGUUUUUUUAAUUAACAUGCAAAAGGGAGUACUGAGCCAGUUUACUAAAACUUUUAUUCACCUUUAUUCUACUAGAAAUAAUUUUUUAGUUUACCAUUUUAUAGUUUUGCCCUGAUUUUAAAAGAUAUUUUAUAAAAAGAUUUAAAAUAUAUAUUUGAACUAUUACUUUGAGGGAAUGAAUAGACAACUAAAUAAAUCUUAAAUAUGGUGUGAUUUGUAACAUCUAUUAAAUACAGAACAAAUCACACAUUGUAGUGUGAAAUAUAUACUGCAAAAAUAUCAAGAGAUAUUGAGAGUAGUGGCUUCUUAUGAGCCCUUAUUUUGUGGCUAUAAUCACUAAUGAACAAAAAAUGAAAAAGUUUCACUUGUGUGAAAAAAUGAGAUGGGGGAAAAAUCUACAUAAUCCUGAAGAUAAGUGAAGGUGAAAAAUUUCAUAGCAUUUCAUUAUCAAUUAGUUUUAAAAGGGUAGGGAUCUCUUCUAAGCUAAUGAAAUUUACUCCUUUAUCCAGAAAGAAUCUGUUGACUUUGUAUUUGCCUCAUGGCAUAGUCAACACAAAAAAUGAAAUUUCAUGGGGCUAUAGUUUUAAAAAUUUAUGUCUUCGCUGUUUCAAACUGCAAAACUGAUUUCACUUUUUUUUUUUCUGGGCGAGGAGAAGAGGGUACCUCCCAACAAACCCAGUAUCAGGUUGUGGGUUAUUUACCAUUUCCUCUGUGGUAAGAAAGACUGCAGUUAUCUAAUUAGAAUCAUUCUAGUACUGAAAACUGUAGACCAAUUUUAAAUUUUCACUUUUGUGGAAAGAUUAUUUUUAAAAGCAGGAUGGGGUCAGGGAGGCACUACAAAAAAAAGCUUUUUAAUAAGGGGUCGAAAAAGGACAUAAAAGCUAUUCUAAAAUAUAAAUAAAACCAUAGAGGCUGUGGGGCAGGCCUUAUAUAGAAUUCAUAAUUUACUUAGAGAAAAUUUCUCACACUGGGCAGCAUUAUCUUGCUUUUAAACUGUAAAGAUACAUUUUUACAGCAUUUACAUCUUUUACAAUUGUUUGGAGAAAAAAGACACAAAACCAACAAUGUAGGAUUUGACACGUACAGUUUUAGCGCUAUUCUGUGAUACUGGCAUAACACUUCCAGAAAGUUUUUCUUUUUUAUAUUUAAAAUGUUACUUUUCUGUAUGAUGUGCAUGCAAGUUUACCGUAACUCUUUUCUUAAACUUUUUAGUGCCGUUUCUAGUAUAUUCCUGUAAAUGUCAGUUACUGAAAAUGAGUCAAUGUAAAGUAGUUUUAGCUUGUUUAUUGCAAUGCUGGCCUCAACACAACUGAAUUUAAAAAAAAAAGGUAGCAAGUACUCUUUGAUGUUACUGGUAAUCAUGGACCCUCCUCCUGGGGCAUUUGUUUUGUUUUCAUAAUAAACAGCAACAAAAAAGUG
Messenger RNA from Phascolarctos cinereus (koala), 6129 nucleotides. It is a transcript of the gene BRD3, whose product is annotated as bromodomain containing 3. Gene Ontology annotation, cellular component: nucleus; chromatin. Lineage: Eukaryota; Metazoa; Chordata; Mammalia; Diprotodontia; Phascolarctidae. Gene Ontology annotation, biological process: regulation of DNA-templated transcription; chromatin remodeling. The record is from RefSeq and is a predicted model, not a curated record.